CUCCCUCCCGCCGCCCCUCGGAGGAGGCAAGAGGGCAGGCCCCGAAAGCAGGGCCGCCCUCGCCUUCCUUUCGCACUUCUCGCCUCACCAGGGAAGUCCGAAGGCGCUUCGGGACCAUGAAGGUGGCCGUGCUCGACCUGGGCUCCGUCUUGGCCAAGCUCUUCAAGCCCUCUUCCUCCAGCCCUCCUCCGCCGCCGCCGCCAGCCAUGGCUCCUUCGGCGGGUCGGGCGCCCCGCUUGCCCUCCAGGGAGCCCGCCGGGUGGGCCGCCCCGCCGGGAAAGCCGCCGCCGCCCUUCCUGACGCUGCCCGACAUCGGCGAGGAAGGCGCCCCCGAGGAGGAAGGCCCCGCGCCCAGAAAAGGCUUGGCUAAAGUAUCCUCAGAGCGGUGCUUGCAAGAGAGCGAUGAAGAUGGCCUUCCAGCACCAUUUACCAAAAGUGUACAGGAAGCCAUUGACAACUAUACUUUUGCUUCUGUUUCAUCACUUUUGUCCAGUGGGCAAACAACACCUACAGACUUGAACAAUUCUUGGUCAGGGAUCCGGAGUUGUACCACUGGCCCAUCUACAGAAAGAAGUUCUGUUUACUCCUGGAGAGAUGAUGAAUUUGAUAAAGCAAAUACCCAAAGAGUUCAUCAGUUGUUUUGCAAUGUGGAUGAAAUGCUGUUUGAAGGGAAAGUGAGUUCAGAAACUGAGAAUCUAAAGGCAGAAUGCAAAGACUGGACCAACAGAUCACUUCACUUAAGAAUCUUGGGAAAGCAGCUUCUUUUCCCCAAAGAUGAGGGCUUCCAGCAUUAUCAGAGCAGAAAUCCCAACUCUCUGUACUCCAGAUCCUUACCCAGCCUGAGUGAAAUCAGCAGUAUGAAAGAGUUAUGCAUCUCAGGAUCUAAACUGGUUCCUGCAACUUUUCCAGUGCACAAGGCCUUCAGCUCUGAAUUACCAGGGAUUUGUUCAUCUGAGGCAUCUGCUUAUUCAUUUUUGGAAGAAGAAAUAUAUGAUGCAGAAGGGAAAAUUGAAGAGUAUCUUGCCUUUGACAACAAGGAACUGGGUGAUGAGAGUUUGGAGCAAAAGAAUUCUCAGCUUGCUCAGAGGAGAAUUAAACAUGGCAUUCCUCCUGUGUCCCCCAAUGCCUGUAUCAAAGACGCUGUGGACGCUGAACUCUUUGAUCGUGUAUGGAGCAAUGUAAUCCAAGUACUGGAAGAAUUAAUAAGAAAAUACUGGGAAUCCUCUCUCACAGAGCAUGGCAAGCAAUUAGAGAAACGGAAGGUUAUUGGAAAUAAGUUGCCACAUCUAUCAGUUUCCCGUGUUGCAGUGGAUACAUCAAGUGUACCUCCAUCAAGAGGAUCAGAAACUCGAAGCUUAUCUUUUGGCCUUCAUUUUGCUCCAGCCCAGAUACACCGUUUCCCCAGCAAUUCACACAGUGAUUUAAAUGGUGUUAUGACCAUUCAAGCUAAACCGCUACAGCAGAGACAUUCAGGAUUAGCAGAAAAGAUGCAGAAUGAACAGGAAGACAAACCACAGCGUAUAGGUUCCAGUGUUCUUUCUGCACGAAAUCGACUGGGACGAAUUAAUGACAACAGCGUUCUUUCAGUGUCUCGAAUGUUGCCUGGAUCCUCUAGAAAAACAGCAGGCCAUCGUAGGCUGCCAUCAAUAGCAGCAGAUCCGCUACGUUCAAAAACCAUCAGUGUUUAUAACGAUGAAAUUCUAAGGGGGACAAAAUUGAGCACUGCCCUAGAUCGCUUGUCUUCUCCACUUCCACCUACAACACGGAACAAGUUGCCACCAAUAAAUGCAGAUGCAAUUGAUCCAUACCUUUCAGUCCCUGGAACCCGGCUAGGCUUUCAUAAAGGAAGAUUUCCUCAUAGCAGAAUAUCAAGUGCUGUACCUGAUACCAUGGAACAGCGGCCACUUAGAGAGCGUACUGUCAUCAUAGAUCAGUUUUCAAGACCAAAUACUACACAUACUUUCCGGUCAGAUACCCCGCAUAAAAGAUCAUUGACGUCUAUGGAUUUUGCUAACCACUUGUGGACUGGUCAAGGGGUGUUGGCAGGUUCACAAUUCCAUGCCAGGUCAUUCCAGAGAAACCCAUCUGUCUCUAGGAGGAGAUUUCAAGUUUCCUCAUAACAUUUACCAGAAGACAAAAGGACUGGUUUAUAUGUGACAGGAAUUUUAACAUCAGGGGGAAUGAAGUACCAGUAUUAAAAUGUGUGGCUUAAGCAUUCUGUA
Molecule: messenger RNA, 2222 nt
Organism: Anolis carolinensis (green anole)
Lineage: Eukaryota; Metazoa; Chordata; Lepidosauria; Squamata; Anolidae
Gene: fam149a
Product: family with sequence similarity 149 member A
Exons: 14
Coding region: 117-2120 (667 amino acids)
Source: RefSeq, a predicted model, not a curated record